This is a messenger RNA of Cajanus cajan (pigeon pea), 1845 nucleotides long. Its product is annotated as serine/threonine-protein kinase PBL36. Gene Ontology annotation, molecular function: ATP binding; protein kinase activity. NCBI's taxonomy places the organism in Eukaryota, Viridiplantae, Streptophyta, Magnoliopsida, Fabales, Fabaceae. The record is from RefSeq and is a predicted model, not a curated record. Gene Ontology annotation, biological process: protein phosphorylation.
CCAUCAUUGGACACAUCCAUUUCUGAUAUUCAAUCACCAUAGCUUUCAGUUGCUGCAUCCUUCAAUCAUCUUUCUGUGUCUGAACUGAGACAAUGGGGCGCGUUGCUGGUAUUCAGGUUGGUACUAUGAGUACGAGAAAAUCUAAUGGAAGGAAAAACAAAGAUGUUGUUCAAGGUUCUACUACUGAAGAAGGUUCAAGAUUUUGGAAGAAACUCGGGAUUUUGCUAUGUUGCUUGCGUUUGAAUUCCAAGAAGGAAAGCUCCUCUAAUGACAAAAGCAAACAACGUUAUGCAGGAAGAAAAGUUACAAAUGAUGUGGUUAGACACCAACCAGUUACUUCAAGAUCCUCAACCACCAAAAGGUCUAGAAACCGUGCAAGAGGUUGCACUCCCAACAUGAGCCAUGAACUAAUAGUAGCCUCUUCCCUUCUUCGAAGAUUCUCCUUUAAUGAUCUUAAAUUGGCAACAAGAAAUUUCAAAGCUGAGAAUUUCCUUGGUGAGGGAGGGUUUGGAACUGUGCUGAAAGGUUGGAUCAGUCAGCAUGGGAACUAUGCAGCAAGGCCUGGAACGGGGAUUCCAGUUGCAGUGAAGAGUCUCAACCUAAAUGGACUUCAGGGUCAUAAGGAAUGGCUUACUGAAAUUAGUUAUCUGAGUGAACUCCAUCAUCCAAAUCUUGUUAAAUUGGUUGGCUUUUGCAUUGAGGAUGACAAAAGGCUAUUGGUGUAUGAGUACAUGUGUCGAGGAAGCUUAGAGAAGCAUCUGUUCAGGAGGUCUUUGCGCCUUACAUGGCCUAUGAGGCUGAAAAUUAUGAUUGGUGCUGCGAAGGGCCUUGCAUUUUUGCACGAGGAAGCUUCAAAGUCAGUGAUAUUUCGAGACUUCAAAACAUCUAAUAUCCUAUUGGAUAUGAACUACGAUCCAAAACUUUCCGAUUUUGGGCUUGCUAGAGAUGGUCCAGUGGGAGAUGCAACUCAUGUGUCAACUCAAGUAAUGGGAACACAAGGCUAUGCUGCUCCUGAGUAUGUGAUGACAGGACACCUCACUUCCAAGAGUGAUGUCUACAGCUUUGGGGUGGUCCUACUUGAAAUACUGACAGGUAGAAGAGCCAUGGACAAAUCAUUGCCUAGGAGAGAGCAAAACUUGGUGGAAUGGAUGCGCCCUCUUCUCAAGAACAAAGAAAACUUCCACUAUCUGAUGGACCCUAGACUUGGAGGUCAAUACUCAAGGAGAGGUGCAAAUAGGGCAAUGAGGUUGGCUAGUCACUGUGUUCGCCCUGACCCAAAAGCAAGACCCCUUAUGAGUGAAGUAGUUCGUGUGUUGAAGUCUUUGCCUGGUCAGAAUGAGAAAAACAUGGAGGACCCCUCAACAAGGUCCGCAUCAACUUCAACUCGCUCAGUUUCAAUUCAAUCAAGUUCACUUCACAUAAUACAUGAAGGACCCUCCAACCAUAAUGGUGGUGCUAACAAGUAUGGUCUCAGAACUGAUCCAGAACCAAACGUUCCAUGGCGCUUUCAAGCCUCUCCACUGAGCCUAGAGUAUCCUCUACCUCCUCCAAACACUGCUGUUGGACUUUCAUUGACCAACUGACCCUAGUGUUGGACAACCAUUAGAUGUGAGAUGAGAUGCAUGUGUACGUGUGUGUUUGGUUCAGUCUACUUUGAGGAAAUAAUCGUUUAUUUUUUAUCUGCUUCUUGGAAAAGCUAUGAGAAAUAAACAAUUAUUUCCUUUUAAAAGAAACUUUUCCAAACGUGCACUAAAUAUCUUUUUCAGCUUCUUUUGCAUUUCCUAAUAAUAACUUGGACUUUAUGUUGUUAUUUAUAGAAACAUUUGCAUACACAGGAAAUGGAAG